Molecule: messenger RNA, 2976 nt
Organism: Echinostoma caproni
Lineage: Eukaryota; Metazoa; Platyhelminthes; Trematoda; Plagiorchiida; Echinostomatidae
Source: the annotation of a GenBank genome assembly
AUGUCAAAGUAUAAUCAGAAUGACGGGACAGUUGCAGAUCCGAACGCCAUUGUCCUCGGCGAAGAGCACACAUGGAUCAAAUUGUUGUACGAAUCUGGACUGCGUAGUUCCUCCGGACAGGAUGCGAAUUUGGAUUUGUUGGUGGAUCCCACCUCAAAAACGAUCACAUUAGUGGUCACGACGGAAAUUAAAACCGACGAUCCCUUACGAGGCGCUCUGCGUAUCCGAACCGCACAUAUCUAUAUGCGCUAUCUUCAAAUGACCAAAUCACCUCGUCUUUUCUUCAUUCCAGCUCAAUCUCUAUCACCAAAUCAGCAGAAUGAUACCAUCGGGUCAAGUGGUCUAGGAUCGCAUGCUACUGGUAAUGGUCCCGUCAGUCUGAAAUCAGUUGUCCAACUGUCGCCCGGCUCGCAUGCCUCAAGUUCACCGGGAUCGACCGGUGUCCCUGGUCUUGGAACGGCAACUUCUUCCACCGUAUCCGCAGGAACGAAUUCCGGCGGUGUUUCUAGCUCACUUGGUUCCGGUAGCGGGCCAAAACGUGACAAGAAGUGCACAUAUUGUGGAAUCCCGUUCUCCAAUCUGGACACAUUGAAUGCUCACAUGACGCAUUAUUGCUCUCGCCGACCACAACUUUCUCACAGUUCUCCGGCACAUGUGCCAGCCGGUACUACUACUGCUGCUGCGGCUGCUGGUGCUGCUCCGUCUGGUACCGUUGCGGUCACUGGCGGAACGUUACCUAGUGUCAAUCUGGAUUCCGGAGGCACGAGUACACAAACGCCGACCCUGGGAAAAUCAUCGAGUGCCGGUACAGGUCCUCGUUCGAAUGGCUCCAAACGUCCCCUCAGUCGGAAUGGUUCUACCUCCUCGAUCCCAGUAACUACCGAUCCGGCGCUAGUCCCUGGACUGCCCGCUUACACCGGUCAAAUACCUCUCUUUGCUGGGCUACCGUUCGACAAAUUAAGCGCCUUGUCCACAUUGGCCCCAGCUGGUUCUCUAACUACAGAAUCACUAGCGUCUCAUAUGGACUAUACGGAUCUUUCUGCCACUCUUCUUCAAUCAAUCCUUCCGGGUUCAUUUGUCCCUGGUUCUGCCGCUGCCGCCGCAGCUGCAGCAGCUGCCGGUAGUGGUACUAUGGGUCACGAUGCGACCCACACAUUGCGUGCUUCUUUAGCGGCCACCAUGUUACCCUAUCUGACCCGUUUAUUACCAGCUGGUGCUCCCGGGACUUUGUACACUCCGAUAGUGUCAUCAUCCUCCUCUGCGACUCCGCGAUCCGACGCACUGGUAGGUCAUUCAAACAAACCGCCAGAUCCAACUCUUGCCGCAUCCACGAAUACUAUCCUCAAGUCCACUCCGAACCCCAUGAAUCAACCGGUUGAUUUGGACCACGGUGAGAAACGUGCAACUACUACUACUUCCACACGACCUUUGAUCCAAACUGAGAAUUCCCAACCUGAAUUGUGUCAUACACCACCAGCGAUGCCCGAACGACUUAUCUCCAGUCCGUUGUACUGCAACGGAUGCCAGCGAUUUUUUGCCUCUGGUCAGCUAUACUCCUGUCAUUUGCAAAUGAGUUAUCGGCUGCUGAAAAGUGCAGAUCCCGAACUGAUGUCCACUAUCUCAACCAUAGAAUCCGGUGACCGUGAACCCAGUUGUGGUGCUUUCCAGUUAGCUCAGGCUGCUUCUCGUCUCGGAUUGGUUCUAGCCGCACCGCUCGUGACCACAAAUGGGAUUCACUAUGUCCCGGUCCAUCCGUCCUGUGGUACUCAGUUCGAGCAGAACAAUUGCAACUCUCACUCGCAUCCGAAUUCGUCACACCUCGGUUGUGUGAGUACAAACAGUCAGUCGACAACACAACCGCAGCCCGUUGCCCCUACGGUUUGCCGAGCUCCAAAACAUACCUCACCGGUUGGACAUUCGAACAAAAAUACACGGGAUGCCUCAGUUAUCCCGGAUCCUGACCCCAUUCAGACAAAAACAGAUAGUAGCGCUUUAGCGUUCUCCGGAAAACAAUCCACAAUAAACGUCGCCGCACGUCAUCCACCCUCGAAAAUCCUGGACCUUUCCUGUAGUCCACAAUCGAUAAGCGCGUUCUCCGGCCUUGGUCGUGAAACGCAAUCCUCCGGCUGUACAUACGGAAUCGAUCAGUCUACCUUGCACACAGAUACUAUGGGGUCCACACGACUGACGAUUCCCAACGGGACGUCCACCUCUUCCGGGACAGGUCCUGGGAACAACUUGGCAGUUUCAUCCCUGGAGUACGGCCCGUACUCACAUUUGCUUCAGUUGUUCACCCAGUUGAUGGCUGGCAGUGUUGAAUCGGCGGCAGAUCCCGAUAUGUCAGGGCCAAUGAACUUGCCACAAAUUAUGGCUCAGUUAUACUCGGCGACCGGUUUGUACGGUUCUCUGGCGACUCCAGUCUCCAACACUACCAGUUCUUGCGUAUCCAAUACGACUAACAAUCCACUCACAUCCGUUCCGUCAUCCACACCACUUAUCCCAUUGUUUGCCCCAUUUUGGCUGGCCUCACAUCACGAUGCCUCGGGAUUGCCCGCUGGUUCACGCGCACCAUCAUCCCGCGUCAGCCAGACUCCACCCACUUCACCCAUUCGUGAGACCAAAACCACUCCAAACCCAAUGGAUUUGCUCGCCUCUGUGUAUUCGACCCAAACGCCAGGACGUGCUGCUGAUCUGGUGGGUUUAGGAAAAUCCGGGAAAGCAUCUGUUCCCGGGCAUGCAAAUGCUAACGCCGCUACGCCUGGUCACGUGGCUCCGUCACUGCAGACUAGUCCAACCGGGUCGCCGGAAUCGCCCAACUGUCGUCCGUUCUUGUGCACCUAUUGUCAGACACGAUUCCAAGCAUAUACCACCUAUAUAGUGAGUUUUUGUUUGGAUCCCCAUGAUUCAUUUGGAAUAUGGUUUCCGUUUCUUUUUCGUUAUCUCAUGGUGCGGGCUGUUCGGAUCCGAAUGGUUUGA